This is a messenger RNA of Sesamum indicum (sesame), 2615 nucleotides long. The record is from RefSeq and is a predicted model, not a curated record. NCBI's taxonomy places the organism in Eukaryota, Viridiplantae, Streptophyta, Magnoliopsida, Lamiales, Pedaliaceae.
AUGGUUUUUUUAAGCAGAAAGGCAAAAGCGAAGUGCGUGGAAUAUUUCCCGCGUCCAGGAAAGCUUAGUGGACGCUCCGCCAUUUUUGCCUCUACUUCCCGUUGGGAUUAGGGUUUCUCCCUUCUCUUGCCACUGACCUUUUCUAGCUCUCCCUCCCUUCGAUCUCCUGUGACUGCUCCGCUCCAACUAUACUCCUCUUUUUUCUCUGCCCCAGUGGACGAAUAGAUGGAAAGCAAUCUAAGAAAGUCUCCUAAGCUGGGACAUCCUGCUGACAGUUCUGAUGCAAAAUAUAUUUCUGGACUCAGCACCAUUCUGGUGGCCACAAUACAGGAAGCCAAAGACAGGAUAUCUCAGAUAGAGUACAUAUUUUGCAGUCAACUUUUCCCAAAUUUUCAGAGCCUGCAGCAAAUAUAUUCUGAAGCAAAGGAAGCUGCAGAAGAUGCAUAUAAAGAAAAGGAAAAGGACCUGCAACUCCAGAUUAAGAGGCUUCAAGGUGAAAAGCAGCAGGUUCUGGAAGAGAACCAAUUGCUGAAGUUGGAGAACGCAAAAUUUAUUAGCAUGGAAACCCAGUCAUGCAACCGCGUCAAAGAACUUCAGCAAGAGUUGAAACAGAAAACUCUGGAAGUAAAUGAGGGGAGGAAAGUACAUGAAAAUCUGCAGAAGCUUCUUGAAUCAAAAUCCUCCCUCAUCCAUAGUUAUGAAAUGACAAUAAAAGAGCUUGAAGAAAAAAGUAUAAUGCUUCAGAAAAUUCCAAAGAAGCUGGAGGUUGAAACUGAGGAAUUGCGACAAGAGCUAAUGAAGAAAUCUAAGGAAGUUGAUGAGCUAAUGGAGUUGCAAAACAAGCUACUCCAACUAAAUCAAUCAAAGGCCUGUUUGAUAGUACAGAAAGAAAACCAAUUGAAGGAGUAUGAAGAGAAAACAAAAGGGCUAAUCUCCAAUCUUGAAAACAUGGAGAGUAAAGUUAAUGCUUUGCAAUCAGGACUUGGAGACAAGACUGAAGAAGUAGAUAAGGGGAAGGAAUUGCAGGCAAAUCUGCUAAAGAAGAUUGAAUUUCAAGCCUCAGAGAUAAUGUAUAACGAGCAACUACUGACUAAGUAUGAGACAGAGAAUAAGCUUCUUGCAGCAAAAGUAAAGAGUCGUGGAAGUGAUGUUGAGGCGCUCCAGAAAGAACUUGUGAAGAAAACGUGUGAACUGGAGGAGGUAAGAAAAGUUCAACAGCAGUUACUCCAACAAAGUAAUUCAUAUAAUUUCGAUAGAAUCAAGAGAGGGCAGGCAUUGGAAGAAUUUGAGGAGGAGAGGAAACAGCUUGUAGAUAAACAGAAAGGCCUAAAAGAGAAAGUUGAUAAGCUACAAAAAAGUCUCUCCGAGAGAACCCAAGAGUCUUCUGAAGGGAUGGAGUUGCACGGAAAGUUGUUGCAGCAGAUUGAGGUAAAAGAUUCUGAAUUACUGUCUGAAAAGAGGAAAAAAAGGGACGUGAUUGCUGCAUAUAAGAGGCUAAAAUCUCAAUACAACUAUCUCUUGAAGAAAUAUGCUCAAGAAACUGGGCUGCCUCUUGAUAAAAUGGAAGAUGAAAGUGAAAUAAUUAGAGCCAAUCAGACUCCAAUAACAUCAUGCGAUAUUGAAAAUAAUACUUUAAAAGCUUCUGGAGAAGCCAGUGGUGUAACAAAACCAGUGGAUGAGCAAGAAGCAUUAGAGGACAAGAAAGGUGGUGGAUUCAUUCAAAGAUCUGGUCCUGUCUCACCAUCUACUUCAAGUAUUGUUGUUCCUCCAAAAUGCCCAACUAGUUCAAAAUCUUGUCCCCCAGCCGGUGCAAAGCGACCUAUUUCUUAUUGGAGGGAUACUAGGGCCCAUCAGAGCCGUGUGGGACCUGAUCCCCAUGAUGAUUUCCUUGAUACUCCCCUGGAGAAUGUGAGAGAAAACCUAGGGAAGGUCAUGAAGGAAGAUCCAACUAAUUCUCCUAAACUGGUUCCUGUAAACAUGAGACUUGAUAAUUCUGAUGAUGAAACACAAGACAUGGAUGCUGAUGGUGGACCGGAGAAGCCGAACACAUCAACUAAGGCGGGAACAUUAGGUUUUAAGUAUGUUGAAUCAGUACGAAAGAAAUCUGAGAGGGAAAGUCUGAAGGGGGUUGAAUGCAAGCAAUGCAAAAAGUUCUAUGAUGUUGUUCUCCCUGGUGCAGGCAACAACUCUAAUAAUGAUAAGCAAAACAUACGCUGCGAGCAUCACAAUGGAGUGUCUAGGCAUCGAUAUAGGAAAACUACUAAUGACUGCCGGCACACACGCGAAGGAACUGAAGAAGCCUUCAACAUAAAAAUAGAGAAGGAUCAGCCAUUAUACAGUCAGACAGUACAUGCCCCCAUGCACACCUACCUGCCUGUAUCUAUCUAUCUAUACAUACUAUGUAUACACACACAUUCACAUGGAGAUGAUGCACAUAAAUAAAUAGAGAACUGUGUGAAGGAGUCAAUAACAAGUGAUUUGGACAGAGAGAUUCCUCAUUCCUGUUAGUAGUACAACUUUGAGACUGAAAUUGACAACAAGUCCUCGUGUCUCUGUUUGUUUUCAAUUAUUUGUUAAUCCUAUCUACUUUUUAAAUUAUUGUUAUGUAUAGAAAC